Messenger RNA from Salvia hispanica, 3592 nucleotides. Its product is annotated as putative disease resistance protein RGA4. The record is from RefSeq and is a predicted model, not a curated record. Gene Ontology annotation, molecular function: ADP binding. Lineage: Eukaryota; Viridiplantae; Streptophyta; Magnoliopsida; Lamiales; Lamiaceae.
UUUCUAUCUCUCUCUUCAAAACCAUGGAAGGAGUGUCUUCAUCAUCCAUUGAAGUUCUUCUCCAAAACCUCAUCAACCUUUUUAGUGAAGAGUACUCUUUACUUCGAAGUUUCGAUGAAGAUGCCCAGCAGCUGCAGAGGACAUUGGGGAUGAUUCAAGCCUACUUGAAUGAUGCUGAGAAGAAAUCCAUCACCCAAGAUGCCGUCAAGCUAUGGUUGAGGGAGCUUGAAGCCGUGGCUUUCGAUGCUGACAAUAUCUUGGAUGAACUCAGCUAUCAUCUUCUCCACAAAAAAGUGAAGAAAAUGAAAUCAUCCAAGGAUAAGGUACUAUCAUGCUUCUCAUCCUUUAAUGGCAUUUUGCGUCGGCGUAAUAUGGCUCACACAAUCAAACAAAUCAAUGCUAAUUUUGAGUCUAUGAACAAAAGAGCAACAGAUCUUGGCAUUCAAAGCAUGGUUGUGAAUGCACCUGCUGCCGCUGUUGAUCAUACUACCGUCGAGACAGAUUCGUUCAGUCUUGAUCCAAUCUUCAUUGGAAGAGAUGACGAUCUGCCUAAACUAGUUGACAUGCUCACUCAGACAAACCCGGUGGAAGAGAAACGGGUGUUCUCAAGCCUUGCUCUAGUGGGAAUGGGGGGUAUGGGGAAAACUACGUUGACUAGAAAAGUCUUUAAUCAUGAAAGGGUAAAGGCUCGAUUCGGAUCACUAAUUUGGAUUCAUGUUUCUCAAACUUUUGAUGCAAUUAGUCUUUUCAACAAAAUACUUUAUAAGGUGACUAAAAAGGCUAGUGAUGGAGUUGAGAACAGAGAUGGUAUUAUGGAAAAGCUUCAAGCAGCUCUCAAGGUUAGAGUUGAGAGCAGAGAUGAUAUCCUAGAAAAGCUUCAAGAAGCUCUCAAGGGUAAAACUUUUCUCCUUGUUCUUGAUGAUGUAUGGAAUGAUGAUGUUUCGAAAUGGGAAGACUUUAUAAACUCCAUAUUGGGAGUUACUUCUACUAAUGGAAAUGGCAUUAUCAUCACCACCAGGAGUGAAAAAGUUGCUUCUAUUGUUAACCCAUUUCAUAUUCAUCAUUUGAAUGGCUUAUCAGAUGAAGAUUGUUGGUCCAUAAUCAAGGCCAAAACUUUUCACAAAAAUGGUGGAGUUCCAUCAGGAUUUGAGAUGAUUGGAAGAAAGAUUGCAAAAAGAUGUCAAGGUUUGCUGUUAGCUGCCAAUGUAGUCGGGGGUGUGCUUCGUGGUAAAUCCGAAGAAGAGUUGCGCUUCAUCAAUGAAAAUUGGCUUUCAGAUGGCGAAGGAGGUGAAAGUAUCUCUAAAAUAUUGAAAUUGAGCUUUGAUCACCUGUCUUCACCAUCGCUCAAAAAGUGCUUCACCUUUUGUUCAGUUUUCCCCAAAGGUCGGGCAAUCAUGAAGGAGGAGUUGAUUGAACUAUGGAUGGCAGAAGGGUUUCUUCAACCAAGCCGACGAGAUGACAUGGAGUCUGUGGGUAACAUGUUUUUUAAUGUGCUUCUACAUAACUCUUUGUUGCAAGUUCAACGGACAAAUAAUUAUGGAGGUGUUUGGAAUUAUGGAAUGCAUGAUCUUGUGCAUGAUCUUGCAUCUUCAGUCUUAUCCAAUAUUGCACAUGACAGUAAUCCUGUUCGAUACAUGUUUCUCAAAGAAGAAUCAAGUUCUAUUCCAAAAAAAGUGGCCAGACAUUUGUGUACAUUAUUCUUGGAAGGUGGAACUUCUGGUACUAUAUUCUCAAACUUUGAAUGUCUGCAUAAUCUGACUCUUUCUGGUGAUUAUAAAGAGUUGCCCAAUUCAAUUAGGGAGUUGGUACAUUUGAGAAAUCUGAAUAUUUAUGAUACAGAAAUUGUAAACUUGCCGAAAUGGAUUGAUAAACUCCAUCACUUGCAAACAUUAAGAGCAUGCUGGAAGUUAGAGAAUCUGCCUAGUACGUUGAAGUAUAUGUUUAACUUAAGGCAUCUUUAUAUCGGUUAUAAUACAAAGUUUUCGGCAGAAAUUGGGAGAUUAACUAGUCUCCAAACACUACCUUACUUCAUAGUAGGCAAAGAGAAGGGCUACCAAAUUGAAGAGCUCGGAAGUUUGACGAAUCUUAAAGGAAGGCUAAAGAUUCGUAAUCUGGAGGAGGUGCAUGGUAAAGAAGAUGCUCAAAAAGCAAAUAUAUUUCAGAAACCAAAGUUAUUUGAUUUGACGUAUACAUGGAGUGAUGGUAGAGAAGAUGGAACAAAUGAUGAGAGUGUAUUGGAAGGUCUCCAACCUCAUUCAAAUCUGAAAAAGUUGGAGAUAUCAGGAUUCAAAGGCAUACGAUUUCCAACGUGGGUUGAGAAGAUGGCAGUACGUGAUGGGCCUCAAGGAUCUUGGGUACCACUUGAUAACUUGAUUGAAAUAAAUCUCUUUAGGUGCUCAGAAAUUGUGGAAAUCCCAACGCUGGAGCACUUGCAUAAUCUCAAGUCUCUUCAUUUGAAAAGAUUGAAUAAGGUGAGGUUCAUAAAUGCCUCAUUCAAUCAUUUAACAUCACUCCAAAUAGAAGAGUUAGAUAGAUUGGAAUGUCUGCCAGAAAGGGUAUUCAGUGACAAUCAGAAUCUCUCAUCUUUGGAUAUUAUAAAUUGUCGUGUGUUGAGAGAAUUACCAGAUGGCGUAGACACCCUCAAUCAUCUGGAGUACUUGUAUAUUUGGGAUUGUGAAAAUCUGAAGUCGAUUGGGAAUCCAAGUGGUGGAGCACGGCAAUCACAAGGGAUCCUUCGUUGGCUGAGCAUUAAAAGGUGUGGAGAGCUGACUGAAUUGCCGUGCCAAAUGCUAGAGUCGUGGGCGCCUACAGUUGAGGAUCUUAAAUUGGAAGGACUAGGGAGGCUAAAGAAUCUACCAACGCUAAUUGACUGUCUCGCUAAAUCAUCUACUCGUCUCAGAGAAUUGACAUUCAAAGGUGUUCCUAAAUUGAUGGCUGCCAAUAGUGGUACUGAUAGUGUUGAGAGCUGGGAUCUUAGCAACUUGAAAGAAUUAGAUAUAGAUGUGAGUGUUGAAUGGUCAAGAGAGGAUAGUGUUGGCAUUGCAGAGACCGUGGAAAGGAUGCUGCAAAGAUGUUGCAACUCACUUACAUGGUUAGAAGUGAAAUGGGUGGAAAAUUGGGAGUGGCUUCCCCAAUCAAUUCAACAUCUCACUCUUCUUAAUUGGUUAAAGUUGGAGAAUAUAGGAGUAGAAGAAUUGCCCCAAUGGUUGGGGAACCUCUCAUCUCUAGAAAGGCUACAUCUAUGGAAUUGCAAUAAGUUGAAGCGCCUGCCCUCUGUGGAUGCAUUGAAUCACCUCACUAAAUUAGAAAAUUUAUAUAUUAGAGGUUGCCCAGAACUAUGUAUUGAUUCAGAGUGGCGCAACCACCAUCCCCAUCUCAAAUUCGAGGUCGAAGGCCAACCUGUUUGAAUGUUGUUGCAAGUAUGGUUUAUGCGAACUCAGGACUUAAUAAGACAGAUGGGGUCCGCAUCAUCGUUGUCGUCGUCGGUGUCCCAGUUACCUACGUGCUAAGGAAUUGAGGUCUGAAAUCUUCUAAAUGUUAAUGUUACCCAGCUCUGCUGGUUUGUGUUGUGCACCUUUUUCUUCAUUGUUCA